GUGGCACAGGUAAACACACAGGACACAGAGGGCCCAUACUGCAGUCCAGUCCCCUGACUCAUCCCCCCUCCCCCACCCACCUACAGUACUGUUGUCACAACUGGAGAAGUGUCCUGUGCAAGCCUGGUCAGUCUGAGUGGGCGUUUGUCCAUCUACAGUACUUCAAGUGACCCGAAACCCACGCAGGGAGGUCAACCAUCCUGGGAGGGCGGACAGGAGAAACAGGAAGCACUAGUGGGAGAUUACAGUACUGGGUGACUGGAAGUCAGCAGAGCAUCCUAACGACAGAUGUCUUCAGGCUGGGAGCUUCUUUUACUAGUCUGUCUAAGUGUAACGCACAGUGAGAGCACAUCAAAAGUGGUGUGAGUGGACUCAGGGAAUAAAUAACCUUGCGGCUAGGCAGACUUCGGUUGUCAGCAGUCAUACAUCCACCAACCGGGCAUUCCGGCCUUGAGAAAUGGCUUCCUUCCAGAACACAGUGAUGGUGAGAACUUCAGCAAUGCAGACUGCAGUUUGCCAAGACAUGAAAAUUUAAACGGGGUCACCUUGCUGUCUUCUGACCCUGCCGUUAUCUAACCACUUUUGUAGCGAUUCGUACUCUCUCCUGGAGGAAUUCUAGAACGUUCUAGUGUGCACCAAAAACCACUUUUCUUGAGAAAUUCACGAAGUUCUACUGUACACGAAACCACUUCUUGAGGAAUUCUGGAACAUUCUACUGUGCACCAAAACCACUCAUCUUGAGGAAUUCUGGAACAUUCUACUGCAGUACACCAAAACCACUCUUCUUGACUUGAGGAAUUCACGAAGUUCUACUUUACACGAAAACCACUCUUGAGGAAGUUCUACUGCAGUACACCAGAACCAUGAGCGGUAGGAAAUCGGACGCGAUCUGUCGCUCGUGCGGGCACGUACACGAGGGAAACGGGAACCACUUGUACGACUACGUCAGCGAGGUGGACGAGGAACUGACCUGCCAGAUCUGCCUCCAGCCGCUCGUCAACCCUCUGGACACGAAAUGCGGGCACACGUUCUGCGCGCGGUGCAUACGCGGCUUUCUGAAGAUGAAGAAGAUGUGCCCAAUAGACAGGCUGGCGCUGACCAUCAGGGACUGUCGCACGGCCAGCAUCAUGGUGCAGAAACUGUUGGACAAGUUGGUGGUGUUCUGCCCAAACAGUGAGAAGUGCUCGGAGACGAUGCAACGCUCGGACCUGGAGGCUCACCUUAUACACAGAUGUAAAGGAACCACAGUGCGAUGCCUUCGGGCGGCAGCUGGGUGUAGGUUUAAAGGAACGCCAGCGGCGCUGAAGGAACACAUGCAGAAGUGCACUUACAAACACACCAUCUCAAUAGACGGUACUAAAAGCAGGUUGUAUAGAACACGGGGUCACCUAAGGCUGGCACAGGGCGAUGACCUGACCUGUGCCUCGAUACGGGACAUGCGUCAGGUGCGGACACCUGUCACCUGCAUCACAGCCAUUCCAAGACUACCUGUACUGGAGGGAGAAAUCACCACCAUCGAGGUGCGAAAGUCGAGUCAGCAGGAGCACCUGGGCAUCAGUGUGGUGGGGGGGUGUGAGACACCGCUGGUUUCGAUGAUCGUACAGGAGGUGUUCAGUAGUGGGGCAAUCGCCACGGAUGGAAGGAUCGGGCCAGGCGAUCAGAUACUGGAGGUGAAUGGAGAAGACCUUCGUGAGCUGACCCACCACCAGGCCUGCAGGGUUCUGAGGAAACCCUGUCCCCUGCUCAGACUCACCAUCCUCAGGGAGAGAGUAGCCGAGGAGAGGACCACAGGCGCUGAAGUACAGGAGACCAUCAAGGUGGAGCUCUGUAAAACUUCAGGUGAGCAGCUGGGCAUCAGGAUCGCGGGACUGCCGGGCACCACGGGGGUGUGUGUGCGAGACCUCGUGGACGGAGGGCUGGCCGCUUCGGACGGGAGACUCCGAGCGAGCGACGUAAUCCUGGAGAUUAACGGCCAGGACGUGAGACACGCCACGUCGGAACAGGCUGCAGAACUCAUACAGGCCAGUGUAGAGAAGGUUGACUUUGUCGUAUCCAGACCGAGAAGACCGCAGCCUCCGGACCUCAUCAAGGGCAUGCUGGAAGCCGACGCUUCGGCCAAGGCACCGGAGGACUCCCGCCCCCCCUCCUUCCAGGACAAGCUGAUCAGCAUACGGAAGGGCGCGCGUGAGUCACUGGGCAUCAGUGUGGCGGGGGGGCGAGCCGGGACCAGGGGCGACGUUCCCGUGUUCGUGACAAACGUACAGCUCGAUGGGUGCUUAGGGGGAAACGGGCAGCUCAGGAAAGGAGACAUCCUGGUGAGCAUUAAUGGUACGACCCUGGUUGGACUGACCCAUGAGGAGGCCGUGGGGGUGCUCAGGGCGUCGGCUCUGUCCCAGUGUAGAGACAUCCUGGUGAGCAUUAAUGGUACGACCCUGGUUGGACUGACCCACGAGGAAGCCGUGGGGGUGCUCAGGGCGUCUGCUCUGUCCCAGUGCAUCCUGCUACGGGCCAUGGCGCCGGCGAGAGAUGCGGACAGCGAUGAUGAUGAUUCGGAGGAUGAUUCAGAAGAGGAGGAUCCCGCAACGGGCAAAACUCCAUCCUGGAUCAUGUGGAUGAGGCUGCCAGAGAUUUGCCAGGUCCUGAAGUCGGUAUAGCUAGAGAGAGGCCAGUCCGGGAGCCUGGGGUUCAGCAUUGUGGGGGGGGGGGGGUGGCAUAGUGGCAUUCGUUACGUUUCGCUGCGAUGUGGUGACUUGAUCCUGUCAGCAAACGGCCACCUUCUGACCGCCAUCUCCCACACCAUGUCUGUCACCCUGCUGAAGAGACUACAGGGCAGCGUCAUGCUGGCUGUGGUGUCCUGGCCGGGAACCAUGCUGUAAUUUACAGUGUAAACCAGCAUGUCGGCUGGAUGUACUGUGUCUGUGCAAAACCAGUAUUGUACUGUGCAUAUAGCCUCCAUAGCAUGCCAAAAAGUGGGGGUCUCCAGGGUCUUUGGGAUCUUUUAUGUGCUAUUUUCUGAUUGCAUAUAGACAACAUAG
Branchiostoma belcheri (Belcher's lancelet) is the source of this 3035-nucleotide messenger RNA. Its product is annotated as ligand of Numb protein X 2-like. The record is from RefSeq and is a predicted model, not a curated record. Lineage: Eukaryota; Metazoa; Chordata; Leptocardii; Amphioxiformes; Branchiostomatidae. The transcript is spliced from 17 exons. Gene Ontology annotation, molecular function: protein binding; zinc ion binding.